Molecule: messenger RNA, 1432 nt
Organism: Haliaeetus leucocephalus (bald eagle)
Lineage: Eukaryota; Metazoa; Chordata; Aves; Accipitriformes; Accipitridae
Gene: RPS6
Product: ribosomal protein S6
Exons: 7
Coding region: 1-1320 (439 amino acids)
Biological process (GO): translation
Cellular component (GO): ribosome
Molecular function (GO): structural constituent of ribosome
Source: RefSeq, a predicted model, not a curated record
AUGGAAACAAGCGGCAGCUUCCCGCGUUGUCCCGCGUGGCGGGCGACACGGGCGGGGGAGCGCCGCCAUCACCGCCACUGCGCCGGUGCUUUUUUUUUUUUUGCGGGCGCUGAAGAGCUGCGAAGGCGGCAGCCGGCCGGCGGCGCGCCUCACGCCCUCCCUGUGAAGCGCAAGAGGCCGAUGCGGACCGCGCUCUCAGUCCGCCCAAGUGCCGGGGACUCUCUCGGCUGCCAGCGGGCGCCCGCCGUUCCGCCGCGGCCUUCUCCGGCCGGGCCGGCGCCCGGCACGAACAGCUGGCACGGCUCCCGCCCCGCGCUGCCGUCACAGGCAGCACGUCCCGCGGGCGUGGGAGCUGCCCCAGCUGGAGGAACACCGGCUCUCCCCCUCGCCGCCAGCGGGCGUACAGCACGUACCGAUGACGCGUCCCGCUGCACCCUGUUGAUGUUCUCAGCUCUAGGCUGGCUACCUCAGCCCCGUCGCUACGGCUCCGCCGUUGCUCCGGAACUCGAGGAGCGCUUUUCCCGUCGUGAUCGAGGUCCGGCUGUGGUAAAGACAGUUUUGGGUGUAACUGAACGGCUGAACAUCUCUUUCCCGGCCACUGGCUGCCAGAAGCUCAUUGAAGUGGAUGAUGAGCGCAAGCUGAGAACUUUCUAUGAGAAACGGAUGGCCACGGAGGUUGCAGCUGAUUCUCUUGGUGAGGAGUGGAAGGGCUAUGUUGUCCGCAUCAGUGGUGGCAAUGACAAACAAGGCUUCCCCAUGAAGCAAGGUGUCCUGACUCAUGGACGUGUCCGCCUUCUGCUCAGCAAGGGCCACUCCUGCUACCGCCCCAGAAGAACUGGAGAGAGAAAACGCAAAUCUGUUCGUGGUUGCAUCGUUGAUGCCAACUUGAGUGUUCUGAACUUGGUCAUAGUGAAAAAGGGUGAAAAGGAUAUUCCUGGGCUGACAGACACAACCGUGCCUCGUCGUCUUGGUCCCAAGAGGGCUAGCAGAAUCCGCAAACUGUUCAACCUGUCUAAGGAGGAUGAUGUUCGCCAGUAUGUUGUGAGGAAGCCUCUGAACAAAGAGGGCAAGAAACCCCGAACCAAGGCCCCUAAGAUCCAGCGACUAGUGACUCCUCGAGUUCUGCAACAUAAGCGCAGACGUAUUGCUCUGAAGAAGCAGCGCACUCAAAAGAAUAAGGAGGAAGCAGCAGAAUAUGCAAAGCUCUUGGCCAAGAGAAUGAAGGAAGCCAAGGAAAAACGCCAGGAGCAGAUUGCCAAGAGACGCAGGCUUUCUUCAUUGAGGGCUUCUACAUCCAAGUCUGAGUCCAGUCAGAAGUAGAGAUGCACAUGAAGCUAAAAAUAAACCCUUUUUGUGGUUAACUUUCAGUGUGAGACUUCCCAGUGUGUAUUGUUACUGGCCACCUCUUAAAAGAAAUAGUAGUCUAGACUAA